AUGAUUCAGGAAUUCUUCAACGUCGGCACGAGCUCUGCGCACGUGCAAGUCGCUGUGGUUAUAGCAAUCCUUGUCAUUGCCCUUGUCGUCACCUUCUCGCAGAAAUCCGGGCCUCCCCUCGAGAUUUCUCAGCUUUAUAUCUAUCCCGUCAAAAGUCUCCGGGGCUGCCGGCUUGAAAAAGCUUACAUUGGACGCUAUGGUCUCCUUGGCGACCGCACAUUCUGCUUGCAGCGCAUUCACCGAGAUGAGGACGGAAACUUGACCAGGCAUGAGACUAUGCUGAUCGGUUACUAUCUUCAAUUGGCUCUAUUCAGGACUGCGAUAGAUCUCAAGGAUCAGGGCGAGAACAUGGCAAACGCCCAGAUCCGUGUUUCUUGGCAUGGUGCUGGCUCCGAGUUUGGUGCCAGUGAUGCCAGUGUCGACUCGGAUCAAAGCAUACAGUUUCCUCUCGUGCCGUCUCUUGAGGGCCGAAGCGAAGUGCAGGUGGACCUCCACGGAAGCUCGUGCGCAGCCUAUGAUAUGGGCGACGAGAUCUCCCAGUGGUUCACGGAUCGCCUAGGCUUUGAGAUAAGACUUGUACACAUUGGUAACGGUUCUCGACCUGUACUUGGUACCCUGGCCCCUCACAGUCGGGGCGGCCUCAAAAAGGCUCGAUUGGUCAGGAGAAUUAGAGCAACCGUCCCGUUCCUGGCGCAGCCGGAAGAGCGGCUUGCCUUUAACGAUAUCGCCCAUUAUUUGGUCGUCACCGAAGAGUCUAAUCGACAAGUAAGCUCGCGCCUAGAUGGGGACAGCACCAUGGAUGUGACCAAGUUCAGACCAAAUAUUGUGGUCCAAGGGUCGCCAGGCGCAUUCGUCGAAGACUAUUGGGGUGAAAUAACGUUUGACGGAGGCAUCGAGAUGCCACUUACCGCCAACUGCUAUAGAUGUCAGAGCAUUACUGUUGACUACGACACUGGAAAGACUGCCACUGAUGAUCGAGGCGCGGUCUGGAAAAAGCUCAACAAGGACAGAAGAGUCGACAAGGGGGCCAAGUAUAGUCCCGUCUUUGGGCGAUACGGCUACUGCUUCGAAUCCACAGUUGGCAAGGAACUAUUCGUCGGUCAAACCGCUCAGGUAACUUAUAUCAACAAGGAACGAACGCACUUUGACUGGCCGGCUUUGACUACUUUUGGCGUGACCCAAACAAAGAAAUAA
Messenger RNA from Pestalotiopsis fici W106-1, 1194 nucleotides. RefSeq lists its product as uncharacterized. The record is from RefSeq and is a predicted model, not a curated record. Lineage: Eukaryota; Fungi; Ascomycota; Sordariomycetes; Amphisphaeriales; Sporocadaceae. Bases 1 to 1194 code for a protein of 397 amino acids. The transcript has 3 exons. Gene Ontology annotation, molecular function: catalytic activity; pyridoxal phosphate binding; molybdenum ion binding.